GCGGAGCGCGGAGGGCGGGGCGCGCCCCCGGUGCCGCAGCAUAACCCUUCCGGGCGGGGCGGCCGCUGCCGGGCGGUUCCCGCGGCCCAGGCGCCACGGGAUGGAGUGAAGCGCGACGGACGGUGCGGGAGCAGCGGCGCCUCGCCUUCCUCAGACGGGCCGGGGCUAUGCGAGGGCCGCGCUGCCGCCUGUCCUAGGCCCGGGCCGCGGUGGCGGCGGGCCCAGCGGGGGAGCGGCGAGAGGCUGCGGGGCCCGAUGCGGGAGUACAAAGUGGUGGUGCUGGGCAGCGGGGGGGUGGGGAAGUCCGCCCUGACGGUGCAGUUCGUCACCGGGACCUUCAUCGAGAAGUACGACCCCACCAUCGAGGACUUCUACCGCAAGGAGAUCGAGGUGGACUCGUCCCCUUCGGUGCUGGAGAUCCUCGACACGGCGGGCACCGAGCAGUUCGCCUCCAUGCGCGAUCUCUACAUCAAAAACGGCCAGGGCUUCAUCCUCGUCUACAGCCUGGUCAACCAGCAGUCCUUCCAGGACAUCAAGCCCAUGAGGGACCAGAUUGUCCGGGUGAAGAGAUACGAGAAGGUUCCUCUGAUCCUAGUGGGGAAUAAAGUGGAUCUGGAGUCGGAGAGGGAGGUCUUAUCUGCAGAAGGCAGAGCCCUGGCUCAGGAGUGGGGCUGCCCCUUCAUGGAGACAUCAGCCAAGAGCAAAACCAUGGUGGAUGAACUGUUUGCUGAGAUUGUCAGACAAAUGAACUAUGCUUCCCUGCCUGAGAAACAAGAUCAGUGUUGUACAACUUGCAUCGUCCAGUGAGAGAGAUUAAGGAGAACCUCAAUCAUGGCCAUACAGAGCAGAUAAAACUCAGAGGAAACUUGCACAGAUGCUGCUUUGGAGAACUUUCAGCCCAGGUUGCAGAGCUGAGCCUUGGUAAACCUGUCUCUGUUACAGCACAUUUGCCAUCCAGCUAAGUGCAUCCUAAGGUCGGUGGCCUGCAGGACCCACACACCUUAACCAGAAUGCUUAGCAUGUUUACCACCAGGUUAAAGAGCUGUUCUCUGUCAGUCCUUUUCUAGCUUUCUAAGUUCAUCUACUGGCUAAUAUGCAAGAGUUCCUUUUCUCCUGUGUGUGUUUCCUUUUGGUUUCCUCUUUAUUUCUUCUCUUCUCUUUUUUUUAAUUGAUUUCUUCAAUCAGAUUUUUUUUGAACUUUGUAUUUAUUAAAUACUCAAACUCAGUAUUACCUACUCAAUGCCUUUUAAAGACAAAAAAAAAGAAGAGGAGGAAGAGUUUUAAUGGAGAAUAAAUUGAGCCUUAAAAGAAAUGGUUACUUCUCUCUAUUACCUCGCAGCAGUGCUUAUUUCUCUUUGCUAAGGUUUUCUCCUCCAAUGUAGUUGGUCAGCAUUUGAGACUUGUUUACAUGUGACAGUGUCAUGCCAAGAUGCUGAGGGCACCUUUCUUGUCUGGAUGUAGUAUCCCUUUUCUUGGCCAACGCAGCAGCCUUUGUAAACUGGGUCCAGUUUGGCCCCGAGGGAUGCAGAAAGCCUCCAGCUGCUUUGCUUCUUGGGCUCUUGCAGUUGGAUUUCCUAAACUCAAGCAACACAGUGGCAAUUGUAGCAUGGGGGGGAAAAAUGGCAGCACACUUUGGAUUUGUUUCCUCCUACUGACUUACCAAACUUGCUUGUUUACAAACUUAGCUCCUUUCUGCCUUUUGAAAAGGGAUAAUUUGUCCUUCAGAACCGAGCUGGCUCGGCCAGCUCAGCUUUGCCUGGCACAUGGAGACACCCAGCAGACCUCUGCACGUGGAAAUCUAAUGCAAAUAAAAUCACUUUGCAGGUUUUGGGUUUUUUUUUCCUCUAGUUCCUAAUAUUUGUCUUUCUGAAUAACAUUUGAAAGCAAUAUUUGUUCAAGGUGGGGUUUGGGUAUUUGGGUUUUGGUGGGGGGGAGGUUUCUUCCUUGCACUGUCACAAACUGCUUUUAGUUGUUGUUGUCAUUGUGGUUUCUUUUCAUCAUUGUUGGUCGUUUGUACUUUUUUUCCCCCUUCCCCCAAUAAAACAAAUUUCACUGUUUAGAGCCAA
Pogoniulus pusillus (Red-fronted tinkerbird) is the source of this 2066-nucleotide messenger RNA. It is a transcript of the gene RAP2C, whose product is annotated as RAP2C, member of RAS oncogene family. Gene Ontology annotation, biological process: Rap protein signal transduction; negative regulation of cell migration. The record is from RefSeq and is a predicted model, not a curated record. Lineage: Eukaryota; Metazoa; Chordata; Aves; Piciformes; Lybiidae. Gene Ontology annotation, molecular function: GTPase activity; GTP binding; GDP binding. The transcript has 4 exons. Bases 256 to 807 code for a protein of 183 amino acids. Gene Ontology annotation, cellular component: plasma membrane.